Messenger RNA from Heterocephalus glaber (naked mole-rat), 5446 nucleotides. RefSeq names its product lysyl oxidase like 4 (gene Loxl4). Gene Ontology annotation, biological process: peptidyl-lysine oxidation; collagen fibril organization. Gene Ontology annotation, molecular function: protein-lysine 6-oxidase activity; DNA ligase activity; copper ion binding. Gene Ontology annotation, cellular component: membrane. NCBI's taxonomy places the organism in Eukaryota, Metazoa, Chordata, Mammalia, Rodentia, Bathyergidae. The record is from RefSeq and is a predicted model, not a curated record.
CCGCGGCAGCCUGGGGCUGGGGGCCGGGCGGCUGGAGGAUAAAAAAAACCCCAGGGCGCUCCGGGAGGCCUGCUAGCUCUGCUCGCUGCGCGCCCGCCCCAGCCCUGACCGCCUGCGAUCCAGCUGAUGUCUCAGCUGGGGAGCAGAGAAAGGAAAACACAAGUCCAGACACAGAGCAAUUUGGUGGCAGAACUCCAGAAGGUUCCCUUGAAGUCAUCAUGAUGUGGUACCCACCAGCCACCCUCUCUCUGUUCCUGCUGCUGCUAGGCCAGGCCCCUCCCAAUAAAUCACAGUCACCAGGCACCAAGAAGCUCCGGCUGGUGGGCCCAGGGAGCAGGCCAGAGGAAGGCCGCCUGGAGGUCCUACACCAGGGCCAGUGGGGCACCGUGUGUGAUGAUGACUUCGCUCUCCAGGAGGCCAUGGUAGCCUGCCGCCAGCUAGGCUUUGAGUCUGCCUUGACCUGGGCCCACAGUGCUAAGUACGGCCAAGGGGAGGGACCCAUCUGGCUGGACAAUGUACGCUGUCUGGGCACUGAGAGCACUCUGGACCAGUGUGUGUCUAAUGGCUGGGGUGUCAGUGACUGCAGCCACUCGGAAGACGUCGGGGUGGUGUGCCAUCCCCAGCGCCAGCGUGGCUUUCUCUCUGAGAGGAUCUCAAAUGCCCUUGGGCCCCAGGGCCGGCGGCUGGAGCAAGUGCGGCUCAAGCCCAUCCUUGCCAGUGCCAAGCGUCACAGCCCAGUGACUGAGGGUGCUGUGGAGGUGCGAUACGAGGGCCACUGGCGACAGGUGUGUGACCAGGGCUGGACUAUGAACAACAGCAGGGUGGUAUGCGGGAUGCUGGGCUUCCCCAGCCAAGUGCCUGUCGACAGCCACUACUACAGGAAAGUCUGGAAUUUGAAGAUGAAGGAUCCCAAAUCUAGGUUAAAGAGCCUGGCGAAUAAGAACUCCUUCUGGAUCCACCGGGUCAACUGUACGGGGACAGAGCCCCACCUGGCCAACUGCCAGGUGCAGGUGGCUCCAGGACGGGGCAAACUUAGGCCAGCCUGUCCAGGUGGCAUGCAUGCUAUAGUCAGCUGUAUUCCAGGGCCCCGAUUUCACUUACCAAAGGGGAAGCCCCGGAGCAAGGAGCCCCGGGCAGAGGAGCUGAAGGUGCGCCUACGCUCCGGGGCCCAGGUGGGUGAGGGUCGGGUAGAAAUGCUUGUGAACGGCCAGUGGGGCACCAUCUGUGAUCACCGGUGGAACCUCAUCUCUGCCAGCAUUGUAUGUCGCCAGCUUGGCUUUGGCUCUGCACGUGAAGCCCUGUUUGGGGCCCAGCUGGGCCAAGGGCUAGGGCCCAUUCACCUGAGUGAGGUGCGCUGCAGGGGUUAUGAGCGGACCCUCAGUGACUGCCUCGCUUUGGAGGGGCCCCAGAAUGGCUGUCACCAUAAGAAUGAUGCUGCUGUCAGGUGCAACAUCCCGGAUAUGGGCUUCCAGAAUCAGGUGCGCUUGGCAGGUGGGAGAAGCCACGAGGAGGGCGUGGUGGAGGUGCAGGUGGAAGUAAAUGGGGUCCAACGCUGGGGUACUGUGUGCAGUGACCACUGGGGGCUCACUGAGGCCACGGUGGUCUGUCGACAGCUCAGCCUGGGUUUUGCCAACUUUGCCAUCAAGAUGGGUCCGAAUGCAACAUGGACUGCACAAGAUGUAGAGGUUUUCAUCAGUGACAACUUUCAGGCCCAGGCAGGGCCUAGCCUUGUGGAGGAUACCUGGUACUGGCAGGGGACACCAGAGGCUGGAGAAGUGGUGAUGAGUGGGGUGCACUGCUCAGGGACAGAGUUGGCCCUGCAGCAGUGUCAGAGGCAUGGGCCUGUGCACUGCUCCCAUGGCACCGGGCGCUUUUCAGCAGGAGUCUCCUGCACCAACAGUGCUCCAGACCUGGUGAUGAAUGCCCAGCUGGUACAGGAGACGGCUUACCUGGAGGACCGCCCACUCAGCCUGUUGUACUGUGCCCACGAAGAGAACUGCCUUUCUCAGUCUGCCGACCACAUGGACUGGCCCUAUGGACACCGGCGCCUAUUGCGCUUCUCCUCACAGAUCUACAACCUGGGCCGGGCUGACUUUCGUCCCAAGACUGGACGCCACAGUUGGAUUUGGCACCAGUGCCACAGGCACUACCACAGCAUCGAGGUCUUCACCCACUAUGAUCUGCUCACACUCAAUGGCUCCAAGGUGGCUGAGGGGCACAAGGCCAGCUUCUGUCUAGAAGACACAAACUGUCCUACAGGACUGCAGCGGCGCUACGCGUGUGCCAACUUUGGGGAACAGGGAGUGACUGUGGGCUGCUGGGACACCUACCGGCAUGACAUUGACUGUCAGUGGGUAGAUAUCACAGAUGUGGGCCCAGGUGACUAUAUCUUCCAGGUGGUUGUGAAUCCCACAAGUGAGGUGGCAGAAUCUGAUUUCUCCAACAACAUGAUGCGCUGCCACUGCAAGUAUGAUGGGCAGCGGGUCUGGCUGCACAAAUGCCAUACAGGAGAUUCAUACAGAGCCAAUGCAGAACUCUCCCUGGAGCAGCAACGACUCAGGAACAACCUUAUCUGAAGCCAUCACUGCACACUCCCAGCUGCUGCCCACACACCAGAUACCUCAGCUUAUUGGAGCCAUGCCCUUCACAGUCCUGACUCAAGAGGAAAAGGGGCCAAUUCCAAAGGGCACCAAGAACAUGCUCAGGAAGCCUUUUGAUGGCACAAUCACCAAACCUGAAUGAUACUGCUCCCUCAGGAUGGUUCUGGGCCUGUCCCUUGAGAGCCUGUGGCCUACAGAGUAUGGCCUCUAGGCUUUGUUCUGCUAAGUUCCUCUUCUGGAAGGUCACUUAAUCUUUCCUGAAACCCACUGCAGAUGUCCUGGCUUCUGGAGCUCUCAGUUCCAUAGGGAUUUACUGUGGGCACAGUCCCCCAGCUAAGUGGUACUUUGUAAAUGUACCAAAACAUAAAGGAAGUGGGGCUAGUUCUCUGGUAACUGUCAAAGGCACAAAUGAUAAUGGUGAAUGCAGUCUCUCACCUUAUUUGUUCUCAUUUAGAACUCAGUUCUCAUAUUCUUUAACGAGUCUUCUUCUUAGUGUUUUUACCUUUUAUCCUGUCAUAUCCCUGGGUGUUUCUAAUACCCCUACAAAUUUAAGCCUCAGCAAUCCCAUCAUCUCCUGAUGGAUCAACACCAGGAGUUACUGAGUGCUUGAGAAGGGGCAAGUUUCACAGAAGUGGUCAGAUAAGGCCUUCCUGCAGAGCAGCAGGAGAAGGCCUAAGGUAACAGAUCCCAGCUUGUGUCAAGGCCUCUGCCAAGGAAAGAAAUAUGUGUCAUAUAGUUGACAGACAAUCCAGUCUCUCAGGACCACCACACAUCACAGGAUUGGCCUAAAUUUCAGAUCUCAACCAAAUCAGCUUUACGUUGAAUAAAUUUUUGCAAUGGAAGGAACAUAGGUCAAAGAAGCCACUCUACAGGAACAAGGAGACAGGUGUGGCAAAGUGAGAGACAAAGGAUUAUAGAGAAAUCAGAUGGGGGAACAUUUAAAGACUGAACCCGGAAAAGGCCACCAUCCCUACCUGAUGUGGCUGAACUAUGCUCUUGGUUAGGUGGUGUAAAAUCCCAUGGUUUUCUUAAACAUGACUCUUGAUCUUUUCUCAACUGACACACACUUAAAGAGAUAAUCCUUGUAAAUCUGACAUGCUAAUGUCAAUAAAAUUUCUCGUUAUGGACUGCUAUAAAGCCAAGACCAGCUGUGAUUAUGUACAGUUCCCAGCACACUACCUCCCCCCCAUUGCAAUGGGGAUGAGGAUACAUGGGGCACAUGUAUUACACAUGUACAUUUCUCUAAUCAGGUAUUAGCCCACUGUCUGCUUUUCAGUUGCCUUCAUCAUGCUCAAUGCUAAAAUACAGGCUGGAAAGGUUAUAGAAUGAAAGGUACAAGAAGGUAAAGUCUAAGAACUGUCAACUUUUGUAAUAGAGGCUGCAAACCCAAAAUGAAUGGUAGCAGACAAAGCAGAUAAUAAUAGUAGUCUUACCCACAUCACAAGAGCCACUCUCUCCAUAAGGAGUCAAAGGGACUCCUCUAGUCCAGGUGGUACCAUCUGUGAAUACAAAGAAGUGCUUCCUUCCUUCCUUUCCUCUACCCUUUUGAUUCUCAACUUUCUCAUCCCCUUUAUUAGGGAGAGGGAGCAUUAUACUUUGGCAUGGCAGUUUAGGUAAACAGGGGAAGGACUGAUUUCCUGUUGGAUCCAGCAAACCUCUCCCAAACAGUAACAAUAUAAUUCUCACACAUGCACCAAAUGGUCUAUGAAAGAAUAUGUAGCUAGCCCAGGAGUGUGUGGUGACUGAUGACUAGAUUUAGACACGGAGGUUACCCUCAGCUUCUUGCUGAAUCUAGUUUCCAAGACAGCCAGAAAGAGCAGGCCAGGCAGACAACCACUGGCUCUGAUCUCAGUCUUGCUGCCCACAUCACAUGUCUAAUAGGUGCGGCCUGUUAUAAUUCCUGGAAAAAGCUAUACAAGGGUUGUGCUGUUAUAGCACUGAGUUGAAAGGGAAGGUCAUGGGAAGACUGGUGGCUGGCAUGCCUUCUAACUAGAUGAGGAAUGUUAAUUGAAUACCAACCACUAAAUUCCAGACUGAACCAAAAUCCUAAGACUCUCACCUCAGCACUCUCUGGCCUCAGAAAUUAAAGUACUAGGAACUUCAGCUUAAACUUGCUUCUAUUCUACAAAGCCCUUCACCCUGAGGAGGAAAUUAGAACAUAUGGGGAAAGUACCUUUCUACUGUAAAUUCCAGGUGAUCCCAAGAUUUAGAUGUUUGACAUAUAUGAAGAAUACCUACAGCAGAGUGCAUGAGCUAUCUUUACAAUGAUCUAACAAAGAAGCCCAUGGAGGCUACAGGGUAUCUCCAGUUAAUUCUACUUGUGUAGACAUGACUUAGACAUGACCUAGGAUUUGACUUUCAUCUGGACAAGCUCAAGGCAGUAUGCUGGGACACGGCAGGACCUCUUGUAUCUGGUCAAUAUACAUCAACCCCAACUACUGGGCUUGAUAACUAAAAAGCACAUUCAACUAAUGAGGAAAGCUAUACUCUGUAAUUUUCAAGUGAUGGCUGUAAAAAAAUCCCUUUUUCUGGAGUUGGUUAUAAAGAUAAACCUGAGAAGUAAAGAUGGCUAGCUGUAAACUAAAACAAAGGAUAGGCUGCUACUAAACUGCCUCAGAAUGAGAAAAAAAUAAGUCCUUGAAAUUAUGAGGGUUAUAAGAAAACUGGGUAAUAAACACAGAGCUGUAUGUUACCAUUAACAAUGCCUUUAGAAGCUAAAGAGCAGUCACAAAGGGGAAGCACCCUUACAAGCAAGUGAUAAGAACAGUCAUCUCUAACUCCCAAGGCCACACUUAGCUUUGAAGAAUGAAAACAUGGGCUUGAAAAGUAGCUCAGCAGUGCUCACC